Messenger RNA from Fraxinus pennsylvanica, 810 nucleotides. Lineage: Eukaryota; Viridiplantae; Streptophyta; Magnoliopsida; Lamiales; Oleaceae. The record is from the annotation of a GenBank genome assembly.
AUGAAUAGUCGACAGAUUGAUGUUCGGCACGAAUUUGGAUCAGUCGAUGUUGAUGUUUCCAUCCGGUUUGAGUCGCCAAGUUAUGUAACCGAUCAUAAAGUUGGCAACGCCUCGUCGUAUUAUCAAAUGUUUAGGCCUUCGAAUGAUUUUGAUUCAUCACAAGAAGAUGAUGCCAAUUUUCAACAUAGAGAUACUUUGCAUUCCCUUGUGCAAUCUUCUUUUCGUGGUAAUCGAGUACUUAACUUACAGGAGAAGUCCAUUGGAUCCGUCUUCCAGCAGCAUCAAAGCUCGACUCGUUCCUUUUCAAGCUUCGACAAAAAUUACGAAAUUAUGAAGCCAGAUAGUUCCCAAGGGAUUACAUCUAUUGUUUUAAACAACGUUGUUUCGCAAAAGCCAAUUUUAAGAAAUCGAACGAGGAUUAGAUGGACUCAGGAUCUUCACAAGAAAUUCAUCGACUGCGUAAAUCGACUGGGGGGUGCCAAAAAGGCAAAACCUAAGGGUAUCCUGAAGCUAAUGAAUUGUGAUGGAUUGACAAUCUUUCAUGUUAAGAGCCAUUUACAGAAGUAUCGUGUUUCUCACUACAUAUCAGAAUCUACUGAAGGGAAAGGUGAGAAAUCGAUACGUGCAUAUUCAACACUACAGCUUGAUGCAGAAACGAGGAUGCUAAUAGUAGAAGCACAAAGGCUACAGAAAGAUUUCCAAAGGCGCCUAUACGAGCAAUUGGAGUGUCAAAGAAACUUGCAGACGCGGAUUGAAGAACAAGCAAAGCAACUUAAGACAAUGUUCGAAUGGAAAGUGAAAACAACAUAA